GUGUGGGCAUUGAAACAGGUCGAGUAUAAAUGCUUGGUAGGAUUUCGGAACCUGGGCAGAGAGAGAGAGAGAAAUAGAAAUGGGGAGGAGCGGAAUCCUCGAGGUCCAGCUUGUCGACGCACGAGGCUUGGGAAACACCGAUCUCUUUGCUAAGAUGGAUCCGUACGUAGUGAUUCGAUACAAAAGCGAAGAGCGCAAGAGCAGUGUCGCCAGAGGUGCAGGCGGAGAUCCAAAAUGGAAUGAGAGAUUUACAUUCAGGGUGCAGUUCCCAGGUGCAGAUGAUGAGUACAAGCUCAUACUCAGGAUCAUGGACAAAGACACUUUCUCUGCCGAUGAUUUUGUUGGUGAAGCCACGAUUUAUUUGAAAGAUGUGCUAGCAUUAGGGAUGGAAAAUGGGAUCGCCGAGAUUCGUCCUUGCAAGCAUAGGGUCUUGCUGGCCGACCGAACAUACUGUGGAGAGAUUCAAGUCGGCCUCACUUUCACCCCAAAGAGGGAAGAAGCAGGAGAACGAGACUACGGAGGAUGGAAACACAGCUCUUUUGAGUGACUCACUGUUUCACACAUGUGGCGAACACGGGAUCCGAACCGAUCAUCAAGUGGACCCUACAUCGGUUGGGCUAUAUCUCAAAAAUUCAAACAAAGGCUAUAUCCCUUGUUUGACCUCUUCGGAAGCAUCCGUUCUCUUUCCCCGAUCAGCGUGAUUUUUGGGACAUGGCCCAUCGAAGCCAGAUCCUAUAUGAUGAAUGGUUUGGAUCUUGUACAUAUUUGUUACGUGUUCAAAAAACCAGGCAGUUGUAGGUUAGCCCACUUUUUAUAUUGCACGGACAAUGUGUGUGGUGGAUUUGAAUG
Magnolia sinica is the source of this 849-nucleotide messenger RNA. RefSeq names its product elicitor-responsive protein 1. Lineage: Eukaryota; Viridiplantae; Streptophyta; Magnoliopsida; Magnoliales; Magnoliaceae. The transcript is spliced from 5 exons. The record is from RefSeq and is a predicted model, not a curated record. The coding region runs from base 80 to 547 and encodes 155 amino acids.